Molecule: messenger RNA, 1485 nt
Organism: Alternaria viburni
Lineage: Eukaryota; Fungi; Ascomycota; Dothideomycetes; Pleosporales; Pleosporaceae
Exons: 5
Coding region: 1-1485 (494 amino acids)
Molecular function (GO): monooxygenase activity; iron ion binding; heme binding
Source: RefSeq, a predicted model, not a curated record
AUGACGAUUUUGACGAGUAUCUCAACGACUGGAUUUACGCUGUUUAGCUUGAAAGGAAUUUUCAAUGCGUUCGAAGUGGUUUUGGCGUCAGCCAUUUUCUACUGCAUCUGCUCAGUAGUAUACAACAUCUUCUUCCAUCCUCUUAGACAUAUACCUGGUCCCCUCUUCGCACGCGCCACCGGUCUAUGUUUCGCGCUACACAUACGCGAUGGUAGUGUGGUCAAAUGGAUCAAAGAAUGCCACGAAAAAUACGGUGAUGCAGUGCGUCUAGAACCGAAUGAAGUCAGUUUCAUCUCGGGAGAGACUGCGUGGCAGGACAUCUACGGCCACAAAUCAGACAGAAGCAGAAACUUCGUGAAGGACCUGAAGUGGUUCUUAUCGCACGCUUUCAGCGACAAGGCUCUACGAGGACAGGAAAGUCUCAUACAGUCUUAUGUUGAUCUUCUGGUACAACGCCUGGGCGAACACGCUGCUGAAGACACGGACAUCGAUAUCAGAACAUGGUACAACUUCACGACCUUUGACAUCAUAUCCGACCUCACAUUCGGCGAACCCCUCUACUGCCUCCGCGACUCCAAAGAACACCUCUGGAUCUCCAUCACCCUCCGCAGCCUUCAAGCCAUCGCCCUCCACGUCUCGCGAGGCAAGCACUUCACAUUCCGCUAUCUCGAUUUCGUGCGAAGCCUCUUCACUGACAACACCGGCCCCAUGCGCGCCCGCUACGAAUUCGCGAAACGGGCCCACGACAUGGUCAGCAAGCGACUCGAGAAGAUCCAAAGCGGCGAGGACACACGCCCCGAUUUCUUCACACACAUAAUCAAGAACCAAGAGAAAGAAAGCACCCGACUCACCCGCGCGGAAAUGGAUAGUAAUGCUGUGUCCUUCCUCAUCGCAGGCAGCGAAACGAGUGCGACGGCUCUGGCGGGUGCGACGUACCUCCUCCUCCGCAACCCACAGCCGUACAGGAAACUCGUCACGGAAAUCCGGUCGCGCUUCUCCUCUGCUGAUCAGAUCACCGUUGACGAAGUCAACAAGUUAGACUACCUCAUCGCUGUAUUCCAGGAAGCGUUGAGGUACUAUCCGCCUGCUGCUACAGGGCUUGCUCGUGUGGUACCGGCGGGCGGUGAUCGGGUGUCGGGCUACUAUGUCCCUGGCGGGGCGUCGGUAUAUGUUUCCAUGCACGCCAUGGGUCAUUCUGAGCGUAACUGGAGGGAUCCGGAUGCUUUUGUGCCGGAGAGGUGGUUGGGGGAUGAGCGGUACACGGAUGAUAAGAGGGCGAGCCAUCAGCCGUUUAGCUUUGGGCCGAGGAAUUGUAUUGGGAAGACUCUUGCACAUGCGGAAACGCGCCUCAUUCUCACCAAGGUGCUCUUCGCUUAUGAUCUGGAGCUUGUGGAUAAAGAGAGGGAUUGGAUGGACCAGAAGGUUUUUGCGCUUUGGGAUAAAGGGCCUAUGAUGGUCAAGGUGAAGCCUGCACAGCAGCCGUGA